GUGUGUGUGUGUGUGUGUGUGUGUGUGUGUGUGUGUGUUUGUGUAUGGGUUGACCCUAGGACUGUGUGGUGUGUUAUGUGGAGAAUAUAGCAAAGCAAUUUUUGUGUUUUUAUUUUUAAUUGCAUUUGGUUGUUAUUGUCAGUUUUUUGGUAUGUGUCUGUGACAGACUGUGUUGCAGUUGUAACUGUGUGUGUGUGUGUGUGUGUGUGUGUGUGUGUGUGUGUGUGUGUGUGUGUGUGUGUGUGUGUGUGUGUGUGUGUGUGUGUGUGUGUGUGUGUGUUUGUGUGUGUCACAGUUGUGUGUGACCCUAGGACUGUGUGGUGUGCUGUGUGAAAAGCUUGCAGAGAAAGUUUUGUGUGUUUUUAUUUGUAACUGCAUGUGUUUGUGUGUGUGCGUCUCAGUUGUAACUGUGUGUGUGUGUGUGUGUGUCGCAGUUGUGUGUCACCCCAGGACUGUGGGGUGUGUUAUGUAGACAAGCUUGCAGAGAAAGUUUUGGGUCUUUUUACUUGUAACUGCAUGUGUGUGUGUGUUUGUGUGUUGCCGUUGUGUGUGUGCGUCCCAAUUGUGACGUUGUGUGUGUGUGCGUCCCAGUUGUGACUGUGUGUGUGUGUGUGUUUGUGUGUGUGUGUGUGUGUGUGUUGCCUGUAUGUAUGUGUGUGUGUGUGUGCGUCCCGGUGCGUCCCAGUGACAGUGUGUGCGUUGUCUCCUGCGUCAGAGGGCCUUUCUCUCUGUGGCCCUUGUGCAAACAUAUUAAGAAGAGCCUUAUCACUGCUUGUACAGCAGGACAGCACACACACACAGUGCAAACCCCACACACACAAACACACACAAACAGUGCAAACCCCCAUACACAAACACACGCACGUACACCCAUACGCGUUAAAGUACUUUCCAAACGCACACACUCAGAGCGCAUUCACAAAAUAGUUGGACGCACACACCGCAGAGACACAAUAGGCCUCAUGCCCCAAACUGCCCAAAUGUCGCCGCAAUGACUGAGAGCCUUAGGAGGCGGGGCCAGUGCCUGCGUCGGAAGCUCCGGUUGGCUCAGAGCGAGCUGUCCGUCGCCGCCGCCGACGGCCGUGGGUUUAUAAAGGGGUCGAAUUUUCGGUUUGGGUCAGAAACACGCGGCAGGAACCGCGAGAAAAUAUCGAGUCUGCUCGACAAGCCUUCUGCAAAGAGGUGCAUCUAUACCGCACAAAACGCUGCACAACUGAAACGAAUAAACGAAGUAGAACGAAAAAAAGAAGGAACAAAGACAACAGUUUUUUGUCUGCGAAAGGUUUUCGGGAUAUUUUGCAUCGCUCUUCCGGUUGACAAACUUUUGAGACAUUACGAAAGUUACGAAUUUUCAUCACGUAACGCAUCUGCGAACGCCAUUAGAGAAACUCGGCUAAUUCUUCUACAGGAAAAAACUUCGGAAAGUGCCGAAUUCACAACCGGCUCGCGUCCAAACACGUCCGACGAAUUUUCAGCGAAUAAACCAAACCGUGAUCAGAAGAGUUCCAUCAGUCUCCCACAUGGCGACCUUCAGCUUCAUGGCGGUGAUGAUGGCCGUCUCUCUAGCGGCCGUUCUUCUCAAUGACGGAUCGGAAGCAGCACCAGCAGAGAGAGGUUUCCUCAGUUUCUUUCAUGCACCGGAGAGAUCACAGAAUUCACCGAACAUCGCAGCCGAACAAGAGACAAUGGACUGGUCUCCAAACUAUCUGAGUGGACGUCUGAGAACCUGGCUGCUAGCCGCCAUGCCAACAGCCAGUGCUAAGGCUAUGGCUAAUGCUAUCGCUAUGGCUAAUGCUAAGGUUAUGGCUACGGCUACGGCUAGGGGCGGGCUGGUCAGAGCGCCGAGGAGCAGCAGGGAGAUGAGCAGUCCAGAUAAAUCGAUCCAGAUACUUAGGAUGAUCUCCAGGCUGGACGAGCUGUACAGGACUAUUAAUGGAACACUGAGCAGACGGAUCGCCUUCAUGCCGCGAGCCAAUGGCAGAACUUCGGCAAAGAAGAAUAAAGUGGUACCAGCCCCUGAGGCAGUGUUAAAGCUCACCACAGCGCCCCCUAUGGAGACGGUGGGUACUGCACCCAGAGCCAGCACAGACAACGUUAUCCCCAGCAUGACGGGUCGAAGCUCAAAGAAAUCCAACCCGCCCCCCAAAAAGUCAAACAAAAGAGUCUGCUUCUGGAAGUACUGCUCCCAGAACUGACCUGACCUGACCUCCACACACACACACACACACACACACACACACACACACACACACACACACACACACACACACACACACACACACACACACACACACACACACACACACAAGUUACAACAUCAACUCACGACACCACACCCCCUCAACUCCGAUGUGGAUGUCCCUGAACUUGUGUUGCUAUGGAGACCAUUGCCUUGACCCCCCCAUCCUCCCCCCUUGACAACGAUGUGCACACAGGAUGAGUGCAUGAAUACCACAUUCACCCCCCAUUCUCUGCUCACCCCUCUCCUCCCCAUCAUCCC
Gadus macrocephalus (Pacific cod) is the source of this 2500-nucleotide messenger RNA. RefSeq names its product urotensin II-related peptide (gene urp2). Gene Ontology annotation, cellular component: extracellular region. The record is from RefSeq and is a predicted model, not a curated record. The coding region runs from base 1521 to 2195 and encodes 224 amino acids. Gene Ontology annotation, molecular function: hormone activity. NCBI's taxonomy places the organism in Eukaryota, Metazoa, Chordata, Actinopteri, Gadiformes, Gadidae. The transcript has 5 exons. Gene Ontology annotation, biological process: blood vessel diameter maintenance; regulation of blood pressure.